GAAGUGAUUUGUCAGGAAGAGCUGCGCUUCCGGAAGGUGGUUGUCAGUUCGGCGGAGGAGGUGUGCGGAUGCAGCAGCGGGGGAUCGUGUGAUCGGGAUGGAGCUGUACAAAUAUGCUGGAACAAUCCAUGAAUCAACGGCUUAGAGUCAUCUGAGAGAUCUGCCAAUGGAUAUUUGUCUUUGAAACCUCUGCCCUGGAAUCUAUGUCUUUAGUUUGACCAAAUGGGAAGGGCUCUUUCCUGCCUUUGUUCAAGGACCCUGUUCUUCCUGCUCUGCACUGUCCUUUGCAUUGCACAGAGCAGGGGAAAUUUCACACAGGUCCUUAGUAUCCACAAUGCCUCUUUGCAGAUUCCCCACAAUGCCUCCUUGCACGCUCAGUUGCAGAAUCUCCACAAUGCCUCCAUGCACGCUCAGUUGCAGAAUCUCCACAAUGCCUCCAUGCACGCUCAGUUGCAGAAUCUCCACAAUGCCUCCAUGCACGCUCAGUUGCAGAUCUCUGCAAAUUCUCCGACCCAUCGAGACCAGAUAGCCAAAGAAGGAAGCAGCACAGUCAUAGAGUGUAACCUUAAUGCCAGCCAGAAUGGGGACGUCAUGUGGUUUAACUCCAAAGGACGCUCGCUGGGAGAGGUGGAAGGAGGAGGGAAAUGGCUGAUCUCUUCCACUGGAGCCCUUAACAUUACGAGUGUAACUUUUGCUGAUCGAGGACGGUAUACUUGCAUUUGUCCAGUUGGCAAUGGCACCUCCUUCUACACAAUUACUCUUCGGGUGACUUACACUUCUGGGGACAUGAGCAUAUACUACAUGAUAGUCUGCUUGGUGACCUUUACCAUCACCCUGAUCCUGAACAUCACACGGCUUUGCAUGAUGAGCAGUCACCUCCGCAAGACAGAGAAGGCUAUAAAUGAGUUCUUUCGCACAGAAGGGGCUGAGAAGCUCCAGAAGGCAUUUGAGAUUGCCAAACGUAUUCCAAUUAUCACCUCUGCUAAGACUCUGGAGCUGGCCAAGGUGACUCAGUUCAAAACCAUGGAGUUUGCCCGUUACAUAGAAGAACUGGCCAGAAGUAUUCCUCUGCCCCCUCUCAUAUUUAACUGCAGAGCUUUCAUGGAGGAGAUGUUUGAAGCAGUGAAGUUGGAUGAUCCGGACCAGGUGGAGAAGGAGCACGGCUCGGGGAUUUACACCAUCGGUCCUGAUAUGGCUCGGAGCGGAUCUCCAGCUGGUGAUUCGGAAGACGGCUCGGUCCAAGGCCAGGAGAUAGCAGUUAAUGUGUCUGUUCAUCCUCAGUGUGAGACACUGAGCAUCAACACCAACCAUUCUCAGGAGUGUCCUCCUAUAGUGUGUCCUGAGGAAGUCAUCUCUAUAGUGGAUCAGGAUCUGGCACCAGAAGCCAGUGCAUGAACACACUAGCUUUUUGGGCCACUUUAGUCCUUCUACCCCAAAUUGAUUUUUCAGUUUUGGCUCUAAGCCAGGGGUCUCCAAACUGCGGCCCGAGGGACAGAUGUGGCCCUUUUCUAGCCUUUAUCUGGCCCUUGGGGCAC
This is a messenger RNA of Rana temporaria (common frog), 1535 nucleotides long. It is a transcript of the gene MFAP3, whose product is annotated as microfibril associated protein 3. The transcript has 3 exons. The record is from RefSeq and is a predicted model, not a curated record. Lineage: Eukaryota; Metazoa; Chordata; Amphibia; Anura; Ranidae. The coding region runs from base 223 to 1395 and encodes 390 amino acids.